Messenger RNA from Dimorphilus gyrociliatus, 2263 nucleotides. NCBI's taxonomy places the organism in Eukaryota, Metazoa, Annelida, Polychaeta, Dinophilidae. The record is from the annotation of a GenBank genome assembly.
UUUAACCAUAAGUUUUUAACCAUUGGUUGCUACGGAAAGAUUCUUAAUUAACAAAUCUUUGUUAUAACUGGAAGAAAAAUUGACUGCAGUUAGCUUUAAAUUUUUCAAUAAAAAUGCUUCGAUCUAAUAGACGUCUGAAGAAAAGGCAUGGCAAGGCAUAUGUAAUAAAAGAGGAAAAUGUUAUGUGCGCAAUCUGCAGGGAAUCUUGGGUUGAUAAAAAUCCAAGAAUACUUCCUUGCCAACAUACAUUUUGCCUUGAAUGUUUGGAGAAUGUACCAGUAAAUUACUCAAAAAUUAAAUGUUCCCUUUGUAGAUUUGAAUGUAAUUUACCUGGUGAUCAAGUUGCUAAUUUACAUAAGCCUUACUUUUUAAGUUCAUUUGAAAGAGUAGAAGUAAAUAAUGAUUUAUGCCCGAUACACAAUGAAGAGAAGAUAUUAUUUUGCCAAAGUCAUAAUAUUGAAAAUCUUUGCUUGCAAUGCCAUGAUGAAAAUCAUUCCUCAUGUAAAAUAAUAUUGAUGACAGCACUGAAAAAAAGAAAGGAUGUCAUAAGAAAAUGCCUUGCUUCUGAACAGAAAAUUUUAGAUUCUUCAUUAAGAGAAAUUGAGCAAUGUCAGAAAGAAUUAAUAUUAAAACUACAAAAUGAUUUUAAAUUUGUAAAGGAAAAAAUGAAAGAUACAAUAAAGAAAAGAGAAAAAAUCUUGAAAACAUCUCUUCUAUGGUUAAAUAAUGGCAAAGAUUUUUUUGAUUUUGUAACAUCAUUUUCAAAUAAUCAACCAAAAUUUAAACUAGUCGAAGGGUUAAAUUGGAAAUAUGAGAUUGAAAAUGAUGAAUAUUUAUCUGAAUUUACUCAAAAAUCUCUUGAUUUUUCAAAGAACUGCUCUUCAGCAAGACUAGUAAAUCAAAUUAGGAAAAAACUUGAACAAAAUCAAUUUAUAGAAAAAAUAGUUCUUUCAGAAAAUUGUAAUAGGCUAAAUGAUUUUAAAGAUAUUUGUCAAGAAUUGGCAAAAUCAUCAGAUACUUUAAGAGAAAUAACAGUUACUGGUUGUGACUUGAUUGCUGAACAAUUGUAUGAAAUUGGAAAUCUGUUGAUUAGUUGUUCAAAAAUUGAGAAAAUAAAACUAAUAGGAAAUGUGGCUAGAUCAUCAUCAAAUACCUUAUCAAGACGUCUAUCAGUUUUAAGACGUCUAUCAGCUUUAAGACUCUUAUCAGCACAACAAUCAAGAGAGACAACAAUGGAGGAUGCAACAGAAGUUUUAUGUCAGGGACUUUACUUUUCAGCAGCUACAUUAAAAGAAAUACAUAUAAGUGCAUGUAGAUUGAAUGGCAACCAUUGCAUACAGAUUGGAAAAUUGUUGGAAAAAUGUUUCAAUAUAAAAAUAUUAAAUCUGUCAUAUAAUAAAGAUAUAAAAGAUGGAAUAGAAAAUAUCUGUUCAGGACUAUUGAAUUCAGCUAAUACCUUAAUGGAAGUAGAUUUCAGCAAUUGUUCAUUUGAUGAGGAAAUUCAAAUGGAAAUUUACAAUUAUUUAUGGCAUUGUCCAAAUCUUGCACAGAUUCUCUUGGGCUCUGAUUAACUUUUUAAAAACAUUUGUAUGUCUAUGUUAUCCCAAUAUAGAGAACUGUCAUUUUGUUUUUCUUAGACAAAUAAACAACUACAUAUCCAUGUAAGAAUAUUUGAUUUUUGCCUUAUGGUUGAUAAGAAAGAAUAGGGGUGAAACCGUACCUGGGUUAAACCUAACCACUAGAGGGUUAAACCGUACCCAUUUUUUAUUUAAUAUAUUGUAUAUGUUUAUUAAACUUGUGAUAAUGAAAUCUAUGUUAUACUGAUACAAUGUAUAUAGCCAAAUAUAUAAAGAUGCAUUUAUCUAAACAAUUAAAAGAAUUAAAACGGAAAUGAAAAGAAAAAGAGAAUAUGAAAUGUAGGUAAAAUCUAUGGAGCAUAUAUAUCAGAUGUUUUUUAGCAAUAAUUCAUCUGCUAAUAUUUCCUAGUUUUGUAUUCAUCCCAAAUGUCAAAUAUUUUUUUUUCUCUCUUCAUAUACUUAUGUCCCUGAUAUCUAUAUAUUUGUUUCUCAGACAUCACCUUUUCAUAGAUAAUCAUCCACUAAUAUGUAGAAUGAGCCUUUUGAAUGCACUUGACUAUUCAUCCUGUUGUACCAACCCUCCAGACUAUUAUUUGUUCUAAUUGAUAGACCAAACACUGACCAAUUUUCAGGUUUUCACAUACAAUUACAUAUCCAAGUACUUUCAAAAUACAACAGUAGGUCAG